AUGUCUAUGGAGGAAAGCAUUAGCUUGGAGGAGACCAACAAGAUCCGUAUAUCUCUUGGUCUCAAGCCUCUGACUGACGACAAGGCUUCAAGCGACGAUAAGGAGAAACAGGCGGAAGACAAUUAUGCAAAACAACGAGAACGCGAGGCUAAGGAUCGCGAAACAAAGAAAAUUCAGGAUAGAAUAGCCAAGGUGAGAAAUCGACGGGAACUCAAUGCUUCCCUCAAAGGCUCGACGCUUGGUGAUGCAGAUGGCGAUACCGACGAUACUCUGAAAUGGAUCAAGAAGAGUAAGAAGAAGGAAAGGGAACUUGCCAAGAAGCGCCAACAAGAAUUAGAGCACUUGGACAAGAUGUAUCAACGAGAGGAGUACACUGAACGUGAUCUUGCUGGCCUCAAAGUUAGCCAUGACCUCGAUGCCAUGGAAGACGGUGAGGACCGUAUACUCACCUUGAAGGAUAGUCGAAUUUUGGACAACGAAGAGGAUGAACUCCAGAAUGUUGAAAUGGCGGAGGCAGAAGCCACUAAGAAGCGUAAUGAUCUAAAGAUCAAGAAGCGCGAAUACACAGGAUACGACGAUGAGGAAUUUAUUGACGGAAAACAGGGGAUGAAACGCUCUAUUCUGUCGAAGUACGACGAAGAACUUGAAGACUCACAGGAAUUGGGUUUUCGUCUAGGAAGCGCGGUGAAGUCAAAGAAGGCAGCGCAAGAAGAAGAAAAAUAUGCGGCCGCAGCAGCAGUGAACAAAUCACUUUUGUCCAUAGACUAUGACAAAAAUAUAGAAGUCGGCGACUAUCUCAAAGAAGGUGAUGUGGGCUUCAAAAAACCGAAAAUGAAGAAGAAACGGCAAUCCAGGCGGAUUCCGGCUGAGACUGAACUAGCUGAUGUUAGCGAGAUGGAUGUCGAUCAGAAGCCUGUAGUUCCCCGACUGCGUGACCUUGACGUGAAUUUUGUCGAUGAUGACGAGCUUCAGGCUGCACUGGCACGCUCAAGGAAGACAAAGCUUCGGAAAGCCACAAAACUGUCUCCCGAAGAGUUGGUGAAGAAGAUUGCUGCUCAACGAACCAAGGAGGAGGAGGAUGACAUGGUUGUCGAUCGAAUGGAAGACCGGGACGAUACAAAUACUGAAGGGGUCUCUGCGGAGGGUCUAACUUUCGAUGAUACGUCAGAGUUCGUACGCUCUGUUGGAAACAAUCCCGUUUUCGUGAAGGAGGAGCCCAAAGAAAGCAUACCUGCUCUCGCAUCUGCAAGCGGCCAACGACGUUCUUUGUCAAGAGAUAUAUCCAUGGCGCCCGGAGAUGAAGUUUUGGAGGAGUUGGAAGCCGGGGAAGUGGCUGUCAAGGAUGAGGACGACGACGAUUAUGAUAUGGAUAUGCUGAACGCUAUUGAAGAUGUCCUGAAGACUACCGAAACUGAGAAUGCAACCCCAGACGACGGCGUCGGUGGCACUUCAUCCGAGCAAACCUUCAAUUCCGGAAUGGCGUCCACUUUGAACAUAUUGCGGCAGCAGGGCAUACUCUCUGCUCCGAGUGCGGAUGCGAGGGAGCGAGAGAGAACACAGCUUCAGCGAGAUCUCUGGCUUGCCGAUCAGCGCCGUCGCGUCGCUCAGCGGGAGAUGGAAAGAUUACAGUCGCGCGGAGGUAACCGGGACCAAGCGCAGCGAGAGUACGAGAACCGUAUUCGGGAACAACAGGAGGCCCGCGAUAACUUGGAGUCGUUCAAAAACUACAAACCCGAUGUCAAUAUCGUGUACUAUGAUGAGUACGGACGAAGUCUCACCCCCAAGGAGGCUUGGAAAGCGCUGUCUCACAAGUUCCAUGGAAAGGGCUCCGGGAAAAUGAAGACAGAGAAACGGCUGAAGAAGAUUGCAGAAGAGCAGAAGAAGGCUGCGAUGGCUAGCGGGGACACUCCUUUGAGCAUGAACAAGGCUUUUUUGCAGCGACAAGAGAAGGCCGGUCAGGCUCACUUUGUCCUCUCAGUGGGUAACAGGGGUGCUGUACCGCAAGCCGCUGAUUUCAUCGAGACACAACCUUUGUCGAAAGGCAAGACUGAGAAGACCAAGAAGAAGAAGGAAAGUAACAAGAAUGCUCAAGCCCAGGCUGCGGAAUCCGGUUUCAUCACCUUACCUGCACCUGCGGUGCAGAAUCUGGCAAAUGGGGGAGCCUCAGGAUCCGGCUUUUCUUCGAUUGGUAGUACGGGUUCUCCUGCUCCCAAACCAGGCUUCUCUAGGAUUGGCUCCGCCGCCGAACCGUCUUCGAGGGAUGGGACUCCGGGAGCCUCCGAACGUUCGAAGGUUACGUUUGGAUUUGGAACGAAGAGGAAGGCAGAUGGUGAAGUUCAGGGCUCGCCGCCUUCAAAGCGUCGGUAAGUUAACCAGAUGUGUCAUUGCUAUGUCCCAGUAUGAUACAUAUCCGUAACGUAAAUGUCUAUAGUAUGCCGUCGGAUAUCGAUCAUAGUGUUGCAAUACUUUUGAGACUCAGGUCUUUGGCAGUUGUGCAACGAUCCUUGUCC
Messenger RNA from Guyanagaster necrorhizus, 2510 nucleotides. RefSeq names its product SART-1 protein. Gene Ontology annotation, cellular component: U4/U6 x U5 tri-snRNP complex. The record is from RefSeq and is a predicted model, not a curated record. Gene Ontology annotation, biological process: maturation of 5S rRNA; mRNA cis splicing, via spliceosome. NCBI's taxonomy places the organism in Eukaryota, Fungi, Basidiomycota, Agaricomycetes, Agaricales, Physalacriaceae. The transcript has 10 exons. Bases 1 to 2367 code for a protein of 788 amino acids.